AGGGCCCAGGUCAAGGCGCGCGUGGGCGGAAGCGGCGGCGGCGGCGAAGGCGGCGGCUGUCAGAGCUGGAGGGCCGGGCACCGCGGCCAUGGAGGGUCAACGCUGGCUGCCGCUGGAGGCCAAUCCCGAGGUCACCAACCAGUUUCUCAAACAAUUAGGUCUGCAUCCUAACUGGCAAUUCGUCGAUGUAUAUGGAAUGGAUCCUGAACUCCUUAGCAUGGUACCAAGACCAGUCUGUGCAGUAUUACUUCUCUUUCCUAUUACAGAAAAGUAUGAAGUAUUCAGAACAGAAGAGGAAGAAAAAAUAAAAUCUCAGGGACAAGCUGUUACAUCAUCAGUAUAUUUCAUGAAGCAAACGAUCAGCAAUGCCUGUGGAACAAUUGGACUGAUUCAUGCUAUUGCAAACAAUAAAGACAAGAUGCACUUUGAAUCUGGAUCAACCUUAAAAAAAUUUCUGGAGGAAUCUGAAUCAAUGAGCCCUGAAGAACGAGCCAGAUACCUGGAGAACUAUGAUGCCAUCCGAGUUACUCAUGAGACCAGUGCCCAUGAAGGUCAGACUGAGGCACCAAAUAUAGAUGAAAAAGUAGAUCUUCAUUUUAUUGCAUUAGUUCAUGUAGAUGGGCAUCUCUAUGAAUUAGAUGGGCGGAAACCAUUUCCAAUUAACCAUGGUGAAACUAGUGAUGAAACUUUAUUAGAGGAUGCCAUAGAAGUUUGCAAGAAGUUUAUGGAGCGUGACCCUGAUGAACUAAGAUUUAAUGCGAUUGCUCUUUCUGCAGCAUAGCUUGUCAAUAAUGGAAACACCAAAUACUGUAUGAUUUGCAACUAAAUUUUCUCUGUCAUACACUAACUCAAACAUUUUGAUAUUUUCCUUAACUUGAUGAUUAAACUUUAUGUGAGUUAAACUUUG
Messenger RNA from Rhinopithecus roxellana (golden snub-nosed monkey), 907 nucleotides. RefSeq names its product ubiquitin C-terminal hydrolase L3 (gene UCHL3). Gene Ontology annotation, biological process: protein deubiquitination; ubiquitin-dependent protein catabolic process. Gene Ontology annotation, molecular function: cysteine-type deubiquitinase activity. Bases 89 to 781 code for a protein of 230 amino acids. The transcript is spliced from 9 exons. The record is from RefSeq and is a predicted model, not a curated record. Gene Ontology annotation, cellular component: cytoplasm. NCBI's taxonomy places the organism in Eukaryota, Metazoa, Chordata, Mammalia, Primates, Cercopithecidae.